AUGGCCUCGGUCAAACCUCCGGAGUACAAUCCCAUGUACCCCAUGCAGAUAUAUAUCGAAACGAAUUUAUUCAGAAGGAUGAUCAUGACUUCGGUCAAACCUCAAGAGUACAAUCCCAUGUACCCCAUGCAGAUAUAUAUCGAAACGAAUUUAUUCAGAAGGAUGAUCGUGACUUCGGUCAAACCUCAAGAGUACAAUCCUAUGUACUUCAUGCAGAUACCCUUUCAGGAAGCUGAAUUCCGGCGAAACGUUUUUAACGUAGAACCAACCCUAAGGAAAUCUGCAGUUUCUGUGGAUACAGAUUUCAUUUCCGAAAGGAAAAGACACGUAGAAAAAAUUCGAGGGCCAGAAUCUGCUCUGUAUUCUGCGGUAUGUCCGAUCGUAUACGCAUUGAGGAUAUUUGGAUUGGCCCCCUACAGGUUUUCGAAGGAUCAAUUGGUACCUUCGAGGUUCAAUUUGAUUUUUGCUUUUGUCUUUAUGGGAAUUUACAGUUAUAUUAUUUAUGGUAUUCUUAUACAAUUUCUGAACGUCGAGAGAGGCAGUCCCGUGCUUGGCCAUAUAGAAACGAUAAAGGUAGUAUUCAAUUAUUGCGUAGCAAUGUGGGAUAUUAUAAUAACUAUUCGAUGUAGCAACAACUUUACAACUGUCUGGAACGCAUAUCAAGACUAUGACGAGAAAGUCAGAAAUUUAGGAUUCGCUCGGAGCGGAAAUAAACCGAAAUAUUGGGCCUGGUCGAUGCUGAUUAUAAGUUUCAUUUUGUGGACGAUCAUUAACCGAGCUGGAAUGGAAGCAUUUGACGAAUCAUGGAUCUUUAAUGUUCGUUAUUUCAUAACCUACGUCGGUACUUCCGCCUCGGUGAUCAAGUUUUCUGGGAUGACUCUUUUACUUGGCCAGAGAUUUUAUCAUCUUAAUAAAAUGGCUCUUCAAAGUGUUCCUACAGCCACGAGAAUAAAAGGAGUACCCGUUGUAGAUUUAAAGGUAAUUGAACGACUACACGGGGAUCUGAUGGUGGCUGGUGAGAGUCUCGAUUCCCAAUACUCAAAUUCGGUUUUGCUCUGGCUGACGAAUUUGUGCAUUCACAUUGUGAGCAAUCUUUAUUUCGUCAUUGACUGGACUACUUCAAGAAGCUGGGAUGACGUCCAAUGGCGAAUAGUGAUUUGUCUAGUGUCUUGGCUGAUGGCCUUCGUCGGACAAUUAGUUCUUCUUAACAUGUCCUGCCAUUUUACGUCCAGCGAGGCUAACUCCAUGGGGUACAUACUGAUUAACUGGAGAACCUCGAUGAUCCAACGCGAUCGCAAUUACAGUAUGGAAACUUCUCUCCAUUUGAUGAAUCGCAGAUUGAACUUCUCGGCGGGUGGAUGCUUCUUUGUGAAUCUGCCACUAUUGCGAUCGACCAUAGGAUUACUCACGACGUACUUGGUCAUACUCCUUCAACUUCCUGAUUAA
Messenger RNA from Orussus abietinus, 1446 nucleotides. RefSeq lists its product as uncharacterized. Gene Ontology annotation, cellular component: membrane; neuronal cell body; axon. Lineage: Eukaryota; Metazoa; Arthropoda; Insecta; Hymenoptera; Orussidae. The transcript is spliced from 9 exons. Bases 1 to 1446 code for a protein of 481 amino acids. The record is from RefSeq and is a predicted model, not a curated record. Gene Ontology annotation, biological process: sensory perception of taste.